GCGCUGCGCAGGCGCAGCUGCUUGGUUCCUCUCGUCCCGGCGCUCCGGCCCAGCUCUCGCGGACAAGUCCCGAUAUCGCGCGCCCCCCCUCCGGUACCGCCCCCUCCCCCGCUUCUGCGUCUUCGAAGAUAAACAAUAGUUGGCCGGCGAGCGCCGAGUGUGUCUUCCGCCGCUAUUCGGCGGGCUGCGUGGGACCGGCGGGAUCCCGGCCAGCCCGCCAUGGCGGGGCUGUACUCGCUGGGAGUGAGCGUCUUCUCUGACCAGGGCGGGAGGAAGUACAUGGAGGACGUUACACAAAUUGUGGUGGAGCCCGAGCCGACGGCUGAAGAAAAGCCCUCGCCGCGGCGGUCGCUCUCGCAACCGUCACCUCCGCAGCUGUCACCGCCGGCUGCCGCCAGCGAAGUCCUGGGGAAAGGCCCCGCGGUGGCAGCCCGAGAAACUCGCGACCUGCCCCCGGACCCUGGGCCCUCGCCAGCUCCCGGCCGCCGCUGCCGCCGCCGUUCCUCGGUGGCGUUUUUCGCCGUGUGCGACGGGCACGGCGGGCGAGAGGCGGCACAGUUUGCCCGGGAGCACUUGUGGGAUUUCAUCAAGAAGCAGAAGGGGUUCACCUCGUCCGAGCCGGCGAAGGUUUGCGCUGCCAUCCGCAAAGGCUUUCUCGCUUGUCACCUCGCCAUGUGGAAGAAACUGGCAGAAUGGCCAAAGACUAUGACAGGUCUUCCCAGCACAUCAGGAACAACUGCCAGUGUGGUCAUCAUACGAGGCAUGAAGAUGUAUGUAGCUCACGUGGGUGACUCAGGGGUGGUUCUUGGAAUUCAGGAUGACCCGAAGGAUGAUUUUGUCCGAGCUGUGGAAGUGACACAGGACCAUAAGCCAGAACUUCCUAAGGAAAGAGAACGAAUCGAAGGACUUGGUGGGAGUGUGAUGAACAAGUCUGGGGUGAAUCGUGUAGUUUGGAAGCGACCUCGGCUCACUCACAAUGGACCUGUUAGAAGGAGCACAGUUAUUGACCAGAUUCCUUUCCUGGCAGUAGCAAGAGCACUUGGUGAUUUGUGGAGCUAUGACUUCUUCAGUGGUGAGUUUGUAGUAUCACCUGAACCAGACACAAGUGUCCACACUCUUGACCCCCAGAAGCACAAGUAUAUUAUCUUGGGGAGUGAUGGACUUUGGAAUAUGAUUCCACCUCAGGAUGCCGUCUCAAUGUGCCAGGACCAAGAGGAGAAAAAAUAUUUGAUGGGUAAGCAUGGACAAUCUUGUGCCAAAAUGCUCGUGAAUCGAGCACUUGGCCGCUGGAGGCAGCGCAUGCUUCGAGCAGAUAACACCAGUGCCAUAGUAAUCUGCAUUUCUCCAGGAGUGGACAGUCAGGGAAAUUUCACCAAUGAAGAUGAGCUCUAUCUGAACCUGACUGAGAGCCCUUACUAUAAUAGUCAAGAAACCUGUGUGCUGACUCCUUCUCCCUGUUCUACACCACCAGUCAAGUUGCUGGAAGAGGACCCUUGGCCCCAGCUGAACUCUAAGGACCACAUACCUACCCUUGUUCAUAAUAAUGUCUUCUCAGAGAAUUAUUUAGAAGUCCCACCUGAGAUAUCUCAAGGGUAUGUCCUGGCUGCAGUCAUACCCUCGAAAGAUCCACAGCCACUUGAAGAAAAUUGUACUAAAGCCCUGACUUUAAGGAUACAUGAUUCUUUGACUAAUAAUUUGUCAGUUGGCCUUGUGCCUACUAAUUCCACAAGCACCAUCAUGGACCAAAAAAAUUUAAAGAUGUCAACACCAGGUCAAAUGAAAGCCCAAGAAGUUGAAAGAACCCCUCCAGAAAACUUUAAAAGGACAUUAGAAGAAUCCAACUCUGGCCCUCUUAUGAAGAAGCAUAGACGAAAUGGUUUAAGUCGAAGUAGUGGUGCUCAGCCUGCAAGCCUCCCCGCAGCCUCUCAGCGGAAGAACUCUGUUAAACUUUCCGUGCGACGCAGACUCCGAGGCCAGAAGAAAAUCGGAAAUCCUUUACUUCACCAGCACAGAAAAACUGUUUGUGUGUGCUGAAAUAUGUCUAGAAAAUGUUUUUUAUCCUCAAACUUAAGAUAUAAGAGGGCUUUUUGAGGUUGGUGCUGAAGAUGAACCUUUUUUAAGAGGACAAAAUAAAAAUAGUAUACAGUUUGACUUUUUUGGAGUUCAGCAGUUUUAUCCUGGCCUUGUACUUGCUUGUAUAAUAAAUGUGAAUUUUGUAGAUGUUAGGGUGUAAGUUGCUGUAAAAUGUGUGUAAAUUUGUAUACUUCAUACAAAUUCAAUCUCUUAACUCUGAUACACAGUAAAUGAAACAACAGGGCUAAAGGUUUUUAAAAAAAUCAAAAGAAUCUAUUAGAUUUUAGAAGUACAUUUAAACUUUUAAAAAUGCUUAUGAAGAAAUUUGUAUAAGUCACUUGUGAUGAAAAUUACAGAACUUUUUAAAGUAAAUUAUUAAGCAAACUGGAAAAAUGGUGUAUUUUCAUAGUGACCUGUGUUCCACUUAAUGUUUCUUAGAGACAACUAGUGUCUUUUAAAAAUUAUUUUUUAUUUCUAAUUUCAUGAUUCAGAACUAAAUUUUUCAUAGAAGCAGAAGUAAUUGAGCCAUGCUAAAGUAGCUGGGUAUUAGUCUAUUAGUCCUAAUUAAAAUACUAUGCAGUAUCUCUUAUUUCAGUAGCAUUUUUCUAAAACAUUAAUCAUCAGAUACACUCAUCAAAUCUUUGGAGUAGAAGGAGGUGUUUGCCUAAGAACAUGCCCUUCUCAGUCAUCUCAGAUAUUCAGUGGCAUUAUUAGGUCUUAAAGUAGUUACGCUCUUCUAGUGUUUGCAAAGAAUAAGUGAAGUUUUUCUUGCAAUUACAAUAAUGGAUGGUGCUGCUAAUUCCCAACAUUUCUUAAAUUAUUUUAUAUAUCGUACAGUUUCAAUUGAUUAUAUGGAUAUAUGUUCGUUCAUCUAAUAAAUCAGUAAACUGUU
Messenger RNA from Manis pentadactyla (Chinese pangolin), 2965 nucleotides. RefSeq names its product protein phosphatase, Mg2+/Mn2+ dependent 1D (gene PPM1D). Gene Ontology annotation, cellular component: cytosol; nucleus. The transcript is spliced from 6 exons. Gene Ontology annotation, biological process: protein dephosphorylation. Gene Ontology annotation, molecular function: mitogen-activated protein kinase binding; protein serine/threonine phosphatase activity; cation binding. The coding region runs from base 220 to 2034 and encodes 604 amino acids. The record is from RefSeq and is a predicted model, not a curated record. Lineage: Eukaryota; Metazoa; Chordata; Mammalia; Pholidota; Manidae.